Molecule: messenger RNA, 1400 nt
Organism: Musa acuminata subsp. malaccensis (wild Malaysian banana)
Lineage: Eukaryota; Viridiplantae; Streptophyta; Magnoliopsida; Zingiberales; Musaceae
Source: RefSeq, a predicted model, not a curated record
AAGAAAUAAAGAUAGCCCAAGUAAUAAUGUGAGAGUAAGUAGUAAGAACUGUUCCCCUAUCUCUGUCGCAUCUUCCGCGGCCGCCUCCUCUCUCUGUCUUCUUUCGCUUCCUUUUUCUCGUAUUCUUAUCUUUCUUUCUUCCGUAAUAAUUCGUGUUAAAUUGGUAUUGUUUUGAGCUGCUGUAGAGAUUUGGAGGAGGUGUUGCAGAAGAGACGAAAGGGAGGAGGUCGACAUGAAGAGGAGCAGAAGAUUCCAGUCUUCUUGAUGGCUUCGUCUCCUCCUGUCAAGCGCCGAGUCCACCGGGUCUCUGCCGCUUCGACUCGCGUCGGGGCCUCCAAAGCGCAAGCGGCCUUGGCUAAGAUCAUAGACAUCAUCUCCACCGUCACUGCUCCGCGUGCAGAGACCGAGGCCCCCCGCCAUGGUUGCGAUCGAGAGACCGCCCGCGGGACGCUGCCGCCGGCGAGAGAACACGGCUUCGGCGUCGAUCUGAGGCUCAGGUUGGGCCCGCCGCCGGAGGUUGGAGGAGGAUCGGCCGAGGGAGACGGCCCCACGGAGCAGAGCGACGUCGUGGACGACUCCGCGCCGGCGGACCCCGGGCGCGACGGGGAGAAGGAGGCCUCCGUUGCGGUCGCGCCUGCGUCGGCCGUGAAAGAGAACUCGUUGUCGCCGGCGGUGUCCGUUGCCGGCUGCGGCGGCGGCGCUUUAACUGCGGCGAAGAGCUCGGAGGGCGAGUGCGAUCCGGAUGAGGAGAACGGCGGAGAGAGCCACGAGGACACAGCAGCAGACGGCACCAAGGAGGCGGAUUCCGCACCACAAAAAGAAACGAAGGGAACCGAAGGGGCGGACGGCGAGAUUACCGCCACCAUCGUCAUCACCACGACCACAACCAGCAGCAGAAGAGGCCGCCGAAGCGAUGGUUGCUUAGACUUGCUGCUGGAGGCGGUUCGGCAGGUCUCAGGCGGCCUCUUUGACGACGACGGGCCGGAGGCCAAGAAGGCCAUGCCUGCUGCAGCUGGGGAGGAGAUGGCACCCGCGCCGUCGGGGAGAACAAGGAGGUCCACCGGCGACGGCGGUGGGGGGAAGAAGCGGAGGGAGACGGACGAGUGGACGAUCCCGUUCCAUGUCUACCAGGAGGACACUGCGCCGAUCGUGCGAUCGAAGCGGGGAAGGAGCCAGGCGCUGCCGUCAAGGUACCGCGACUCCAUCCUCGACCCGUGGAAGAAGUCGCCCGCCCUCACCCGCCACUCGACAGGGCGGCGCGGCCACGAGAGUGCACCUGCCGCCACCCGGUGACGUCACUGGAGCCGCACCAACGCUUUCGAGCAGACGCAGUCAUGUCUUUCGUUUUCCUUUUUCCUCCCUUCCCUUACGUAAUAAUAAUAUGUUCGCUGUUUAAUGGA